Acaulospora colombiana is the source of this 360-nucleotide messenger RNA. The record is from the annotation of a GenBank genome assembly. NCBI's taxonomy places the organism in Eukaryota, Fungi, Glomeromycota, Glomeromycetes, Diversisporales, Acaulosporaceae.
AUGGCCGAGACAGAGCAAGCUCAGAACGACACUAUCCCCAUCAGAAUACAAUUCGGAGGUGGUGCAGAACUAUUAUUUGGAAACGUGCGAUCGCAUGAUGUGGUGGUCCCCGCAAAGGCUCCAGCCACACCCAGCGGUUCCAAACAAGCGGGUAGACCAGCGGAUGUGACCUUCUUAAUCGAUUGGAUGAGAUCAAACAUACUGAAGGAAAGAGAAGAGCUGUUUAUUGAAGGCGAAGGAAUACGACCUGGAAUACUCGUAUUGAUUAACGACGUAGAUUGGGAACUCGAAGGAGAAGGCGACUAUCUACUUCGGCAAGGCGAUGAGGUCGUUUUCAUCAGUACUCUCCAUGGUGGAUGA